Molecule: messenger RNA, 297 nt
Organism: Ilex paraguariensis (yerba mate)
Lineage: Eukaryota; Viridiplantae; Streptophyta; Magnoliopsida; Aquifoliales; Aquifoliaceae
Source: the annotation of a GenBank genome assembly
AUGGCAAUGAUAAAGGAACACUCUGCUUCAAAGAAGAUCACCGGCGGAUCAAUGGCAACUACUUCCUCCAAUUCCCCCAAAAGGCAAACCACAAACCCUCCUCCAAAAAGGGGCCAGAUCAAAGCUCAGAUUUUUGAGAGCCUGGUGGGAACAGUAGUUUCUGUGGCCUCAAAGGUAGGGGAAGCACCGAGUAGGUGGGGGAUAGACGGCGGUGUUGGUGGUAGCUCCGCCUCCGCGAGCCCACCACCGAGCGCUUACUGCUCUGAUGGAUGUUUCGAUCACUCCGAAACACCAUAG